CCCUGCUUCCCUUCCUCUCUCCCAAGCCUGAGCAGAUAACUAACCACCAUCUCUCGGCUUCUCGCAGGCUUCCACCUCUCGGGCACUGUGAUGUGUACCCGAAGCUCCCUGGGUCCUCCCGCCGCGGCAGCCACCACCACCACCACCACGGCUGUCGACUCCACCACCACCUCCACCACCACCUCCACCACAACCACUACCACCACCACCAACACCACCCCAUCCACCUCCACGGCCCCAUUCAAGUGCCAAGUCUCCAUAUCCUUUGACAGGUGCAAGAUAACGUCGGUCACGUGUUCCUGCGACACGCGCGACAUCUUCUGGUGUCCGCACGUGGUGGCGCUCUCCCUCCACCGCAUCCGCCACGCCGACACCGUCCAGCUCAGGAUACCCAUCUCAGAGACGCUGCUGCAGAUGGACCGGCAGCAGCUGCAGAAGAUGAUGCAGUACCUGAUCAGUGAGCACCACACAGAGGUGCUGCCCACCGCCCAGAAGCUGGCUGACCAGAUCCUCCAACACAGCCAUCCCAUCAACCACAUCCAAGGUGCCCCGGACCCCACAGCAGGAGGCAGUGCAGAGGAGGAGCACUGCUGGCACCUGGAUGCGGAGCAGGUGAAGGAGCAGGUGGGGCAGUACCUCACUCAGGGUGGCUACUACAAUGCCAACAAGCAGCUCUACUUCAUGUUCACGAAGGUUCGUGAGAUGGUCCGAGCAAGAGACAGUAAUGGUGCUAAAAUGCUCACAAUGAUCACUGAGCAGUUCCUUAAUGAUCCCAGACUCUUAUUGUGGAAAACCCAGGGUACUCCCAUGACUGACAAGUGUCGGCAGCAUUGGGACCAUAUAGCUGCUCUGUGGGUGUGUGUGGUGCUGGCGCCUCACUGUGGUUCCAUGGAGAAGCAGCGGUGGCAGAAGACUCUGGAGCAGUGGGCACAGACUGAUGUGUGUCCCUUGGAGGAUCCAGACCACAGGCACCAGGAUAAUAAUGACAGGAAUCACUCAGCAGCGUACUACAUGAGUACUGAUGAGGAGUCCAGUGAUGAAGAUAAUGAGCUGAGGAGAAGAGACCCAAACAGAGAUGGCCACAACAGAGAUCCCUUCCACCGCCACCACCACAACCCCCACCACAACAACCAAAGAGAUGUGCGAGACAGGGACAGAGACAGAAGGUCAUCACACAGGCGUCACAAGAGGCGGAGGAUUUCAGCCCCUCCUCGAACCAUUUUCCACCGGGCCAUAGAUGCCUGCACCAUGUCCUGGGAUGACCACCACCUGAGGACCAUCCUAGCAGGAGAAACUCCGGUGCUCAGGACCUCCCAACACUCUUCCUCUUACUACAAUGAACAUGGUCAACCUCUGUGGCAUGAACCAGUUCCUGUUGCCUGUUCCCGCGUGGAUGCGUUGCGGUCCCAUGGUUACACCUGUGAGGCACUACGGCUUGCAGUGGCUGUGGUGCGAACCUUGAAGCAAGCACAGAGGGAAGCAUACCUUUGGUGGGGGAGCAAGAGGGAUGAGAUGCUUCCAAGGUGUUCUGCCUCUAGAGCUUGUAGAUCUCUUGGUCCUGGAGCAUUAGAAAGCUGGGUGGGACAUCCUUUAGAUCCAAUAACUUGUCUCUUUGAUACCUUAGCAGAAGCAUCCCUCUUACCUGAAGACUUACCAAGAUUCCAGUACCAUAGUGAUUGGCUAGGAGUAGCAAAUGAAGAUGCUACCAACCUUGCACCACUGAGGUAUCGCCAUGUUCCCGUCCCUGGAUCCAGUGACCCCUGGGAAUCCUACCUCACCCUGGCCUUAGAAGCAGCUCUUAUUGGUCUAGGACAGCAACGUGCUAUGCCACCUGGGCUGUACGCUCAGGAAAAGGCCUGUAAGCAAGAAGAGAAGAUGAUCCUCAAACUUCAAGAACUCAACCUAGAUUCCCCUCUGUUGGCAGUGUUGCGGCGACAAGCCAGGCUGCUUCUGGAAGGUGGACCAUUCUCUGGCUUAGGGGAAGGCAUCCACCCAGAGAGUGUGCCCAUGCACACCUUUACAAAGUUCCUAUUUACAGCUCUUUUGCCACAUGAUCCUGAUUUAGCAUAUCAGCUGGCUUUAAGAGCAAUAAGGUUACCUAUCUUAGAAGAUCAUGAUGAUGUAGAUGACCCAGUCAACGGAAACGUGUCUUCUUUGGUGCUGUCUCGAUAUCCCAGAUGGUUCACUUUAGGACAUAUUGAAACUCAGCAAUGCACUCUUGCUUGUACUAUGAUAAAUGCAGCUAAGAAUGAUGUGAUGCGUCUACGCUCAGUCCUGGAUGCUGCCCUGAGGAACAUCCAUAGUUCUUCACACCUUUUCAAGCUGGCUCAGGAUGCUUUUAGGUUAGGUUUGCCUGGAGAGGGACAGAGGAACUCACUUCUGCUCAAUGCUGCUCUUGAACUAGGACUCCAGGUCAUGAGGAUGACACUCACCUCACUAAACUGGAGGCGGCGAGAGAUGGUGCGCUGGUUGGUGACGUGUGCCACAGAAGUUGGGGUCUCGGCUCUCAUUUCUAUAAUGCAGAACUGGUUCACUCUCUUCACUCCAACGGAAGCAACUGGGGCUGUGGCGUCCAACAUCAUGAGUCACACCACAGUCAUGCGGUUACAGCUGGACCGGUCUAAACAAGAUGAGCUUGCUGCAUGUGCCAGAUCUUUAGCUUUGCAAUGUGCCACUAAAGACCCACCAAACUGUGCUCUGAAUGCCUUGACUCUGUGUGAAAGUGAUCCAGUAUCCUUUGAAACUGCCUAUCAAGUUGUUGUAGAUGCAGCUGCUCACACCAUGUCAUCUUCCCAAUUGUUCACCAUUGCUCGCUACAUGGAACACCGUGGCUACCCACACCGUGCUUACACUUUAGCAAUGCUGGCAAUGCGCAGUGUUCAUCUGGCAUACAACCAGGAUCCUCACCCAGCGAUCAAUGAUAUCCACUGGGCCGUGGCGUUGGCUCACUCCCUCGGUCGUGUAGAAUUAUCACAGCUUCUUCCGGUGCUCAUCAAGAAUGUCCAAUGUGCCACUGUGUUAUCUGAUGUUUUGCGGCGCUGCUCCCUCUCAGCUCCAGGCAUGGCAUGUCCAGACUCCAAACGUAGACCAAUAAAGCCAUUAGCUUUUGAUAAAGCUCCUCUACGAGGCCUCCUUGAAGCCACCAUUCUUGCUUACAUCAACACAACUAACUCACGUUUGACUCAUAUAUCUCCAAGACAUUACCAAGAUUUCAUAGACUUUUUAACUAAAGCUCAUGAAACAUUUAUGCUUGCCCAUGAUGGACACAUUCAAUUUGCACAGCUUAUUGAGAACAUGAAGGUAGCAUACAAAGGCAAGAAAAAGCUCAUGUGCUUAGUGCGGGAACGAUUUGGCUGAUGUUUAGUGAAUCGCUAUCAAAGACACUGUAGAAAAUGCUUCAGUAAAGCAUUAAGUUCUUCCCAUUAAACACAAGUAUAUUGAAAUGUUUGCCGUUGUGAGAGCCAGAUACAGUUUACACAAGCAAUUGUACUGCAUUGAAACAUAUGUUGAAAUGGCAUCAGUUCUUCAUUAUUGCUCACAAGUGAAAAACAAAAAACAAAAUAUGUAUUUCUUCAGCAAAGUGAAGUGGUACUUUUUUUUUUCCAGGAGUGUGAUGCAGAUGUCUGAGUUCCAAUAAUUAAAUCUUAUGUAAUAUUUCCAUUUAUAAUAUUUGAUAAGUUUUUCUGUCAGGUUUUUAAUCUCAUCAUUUUUUGUUAGGCCAAUGAUGUUCAUUUCAGAGUAUGUGCAACAAAUAUUUUUUUUGCAAAGAACUGCACAGUUCUAUUAUUUUUUACUACUUCUGUUUGUAUAUUAUUUAUUCAGUUGCUAUUGCAAGUACAUAUUGUGUAUUUAUACCAAAGAUUAGUGAGAAACAGAUGGGUUAGCAUUUUGCAUCCAAUCCUGAGCUGCAAGCAAGCCCAGUUGAUAGUGUGAUACUAUGCUAAGUGGAAUCCCACCUCUUACGCCCAUAUCACGCGGAGUUGGUACCGUCAGGGACUCCAGUACAAACCAUGGCAAAGUUCACAGGCUGUAAAAUGUUCUGGCUCUGUAGAUGCUCUUAUCCAAACCAAGGAAUGAUGUGCUUCAAUACACCAAGUUGGUCUGUCAUAACACACAGAGGAGCCAAGAACUGUAUAUUCCUCUGACAAAUGUCAUAAAUGGUAAUGUCCUUUUUCCAUACAUGUUCCAUGAUAUGCCUCAAAGCUAUGUAUUAGUCAUGAAAACUGGUAAGAGGAAUCAUGAGCCUAAGCAUUUAGUGUAUGUGAAUGCAGCCUAUUUUGUCAGGCUUAUCUAAGUCUCUACCCUGCAAUAUAAUAUGUGGGUUGAAGAUGAAGAUUCUGUUACAAAUAUCUUUGGACGGGUUAUCUGAUGAUUAGAUAAAUGUUACCUUGCAGUCAAAAUAAGCAUUUGGAGCUGUAAAAUUGGAAAAGCCUUUAGUUAUGUGCAAGAUAUGGCCACAGGCACUAAUAUUUAUGUGUAAUGAAUAUAAAUGGUAAAAUGAUAACUUUCAAAAAUUUAAAUCUUGCUUGCCUCCUGCAGGCAGUCACAAUUAUGUACAGUAAUUCCAGGGAUUGAAUGCAAAAACGCUUCAGAAAAAUUUUAAAGUAGAAUAAUUUCAUUAUUCAUAACUAAGGGCCAAACUCUAACCCAUUCACACAGUAACAUCCUGUUAUUGCAGGAGGUCAACUAAUUUGAAAUACUGUAUUUAGUCGGAAAUAUUGUGCUGCUGUAGUGCUGCCUCUCUUAGUAAAGUUAAUUUCCGACAAUAAUGCACUUUAGUGAUCUACCUCUGUAUCCUUAUGUAGCAAACACAGCCGUGGCCUAUGUAGAUGGUUGUUUUUGUUUGCUGUCUUGCCAUAUCUUCAAAAGGUCCAGUGUGUUAUGUAUAUGAUCUCAUGUCUAAGGACAAAAAAAGUCUCUUUUUAGACUAUAGAUUUUUCAAGUGUAUAUAUAUACAUAUACAUAUAUAUACAUAUGUGUGUAUUUAGUGUAUAAGGUGCCACAGUGCCCUCUGGCAUGGUUGUUUUAGGUCUCAUUUUUAGUACCUUUACACUUCAGUGUGACUUUCCUUCUGUUCCUGCUUCCAUGAGUGCUGGAAUCUGCUCCUUAUUUAUAGCCUGUCAGAAUAUCAGGGGUAUUUUUGGUACUGCAUGGUAAGGUGGAAUCAAUUGAGAUAUAACUUUUUAGGGCCAUGUUAAUCAAUUAGUCAGAGGUAUUUUUAGCUUUUUUUUUUUAUACAAUGGAUAGGAAUUAGUUUAAUUAGUGUUAUAUUUUAUUACUCUGAUGUUAAUGCUUGUUUUACCCCUUUUUUUAAAAAGGAACUUUUGUUGCCUAUUGUUACUACUGGUAUUAAGUUAUUUAUGUACAAACUAUUAUAUGCUGGUCAAUACCAAUGCCUCCUCAGACUUCCAAAAUGGUUAUGUAUUGCACAUUUACACAGUGAGGCUCUAAGUCCUAUGUGUGAUUAACAGCAUGUAUGUAAAUAUUCAUAUGUCAAUAAUUUAAAGCCCAUAUCUUCAAAAGCUUCAUCAGCCCAUUCUUGAUGUGUAUUGUGUCUGUAUAGGUCUGUGUCUACAUCCAAAUAGCCUACAAAAGUUGUCAAUAUUUUUUCAGUAGUAAAGAUGGGUAUGUUUUGUUGGUGGGUGUUGGCUUUCCAUUAUUUUUUACUUGCUGUCUUGUGUGGGCAAGCUGUAUAUGUAACAUAAUUAUGGGAGGUAAUGAGGUACACCACCAAUGAGUUGUUUCUAUGAAGCGAAUGAUUCAAGUUGGUUUAUCACAUCCCAUGUAUGCAUGCAUUGUAUAUGCUUUCUCCAUCUACCUUUGGGAAUGUUAAGUAAUUCAUAGACAGCGAGAUUCAAGGGUAUACACCACUCAGUAUUUUAGAUAGGUUCAUCUUCUAGAGUAUUUGCAUCCUAUUUA
Messenger RNA from Scylla paramamosain (green mud crab), 5919 nucleotides. RefSeq names its product zinc finger SWIM domain-containing protein 4-like. The coding region runs from base 91 to 3357 and encodes 1088 amino acids. Gene Ontology annotation, cellular component: Cul2-RING ubiquitin ligase complex. The record is from RefSeq and is a predicted model, not a curated record. Gene Ontology annotation, molecular function: zinc ion binding. The transcript has 14 exons. Lineage: Eukaryota; Metazoa; Arthropoda; Malacostraca; Decapoda; Portunidae.